This is a messenger RNA of Trypanosoma brucei brucei TREU927, 4674 nucleotides long. RefSeq lists its product as hypothetical. NCBI's taxonomy places the organism in Eukaryota, Euglenozoa, Kinetoplastea, Trypanosomatida, Trypanosomatidae. Bases 1 to 4674 code for a protein of 1557 amino acids. Gene Ontology annotation, molecular function: protein binding. The transcript has a single exon. The record is from RefSeq and is a predicted model, not a curated record.
AUGUACACAUUUAAACGACCACAACAACAGCAACCGCAGCUUCAGGGGGCCAACAUGGGCGUCACCGAUGCGGUGGACCCUCCCGCAACGGGUGCCCCUUUUGUGGAUGGAGAUAACACGGCGUACCCCGCGGUGGCCGCUCAGGCUUCGCAAGAAGGUGUGGGAGAGGAGGCACAACAGCAGCAACAUCAGCAACCCGCAGGAUAUCUAUCGGAAGAGGCUACUGCUGAAGAGGCUCUUCAAUAUUGCCAGCAGAUGGUGUUGCGUAACCCUGUCUCACCCCCACCAACGUGGAGCGGUGCACGUCAGGUGUUGCCGGCUACGGUUCCAGAGUUGCAUCUCAUACCCUCUGCGCCUGUACAAGCGCAGCAGCCACCGCAUAUAACACCAUCGGCGUCUGUAGUGCUGCAACUUGACGGUGUUGUGCCGGAGGGAAUGACACCAAAGGAAUACGGCAGAAGUCUUGUGAAGUAUAUCGUUGAGCUCCUUGCCUAUCAGCGGGCGACAACUGCAAUAACGUCGCUGCGUUUUGUAAAGAUGGGAACAGAGUUGAUGCAGCUUGUUGUCACCUUUGGGCGUGAUGUGAGGUUGGCAAUGCGCGUCAUGGAGGAGUUUACCAAUGUUGGCCUUUGUGCGGGUUUUGUGUUGGAAGACGAUGGGGACCUGAAUAGUGGCGGCAGUUUUGGUGGCAACAAACGGGUAGUGCCACCGUGCGCUACGUUUCAAGUUACGGACUAUCAAUUUCUGCUUAAUGGAGGACGUGGCAUAACAAGCGAGGACAUUGGUUCUCUCUUUCAACCGGAAACUGGAAACGGGGAAAAUGAUAUGAAUGUUAUUUCCGGUUUUGAGCCUGGUGUCUUUUACGUGGCGGUAAAGAAACCGGGGACGGUGUAUGAGUGGUUGUGGAACCCUUUCUGCUCGUUUCUCGUGCAAUAUACGCUGUUUCAGCGUUGCGGGGUGCUCAUCACAAUGGCAGACUGUAUGGAUGAGUUCUCGCAAUCCAAGGGAGGCCCGCGGGUAGCGGUGGGGCGCCAAAAAGGGUCGGACGUCGGGGAGAAUUCGAGGCUGCGGCGCGAUGUGAAGGAUGACACUGGUGAGACUAAUGAUUAUAGCAAUAAUGGGGCUAAAUACGAGGAUGAUGAGGCUGCUGACGACGACGAUUACCUUGGCAAGAGCAGCGACAUCGAGGAGAAGAGGGGAGGGAGGUGGGUAAGGUCUGGUAGUCCAAUGUGGUCUCGCAACGCUAAGGAAGAAGUUGAUAUAUUUGGGGGUUUGGGCACCGGGGUGAAACCACAAAAACUAAGUGAAGAGGACUUCGUCGACAAUGACAUCACUGAACUUCUUCAAGAGGUGAAGGCGGAUGGCCAAAAAGACGUGCGCACAGCAGAGCAACAGCAGAAGCCAAGCGCACGGCACCGCAGUGGCCAGUCAGCACCGCGUGCUGAGGCGCAUGCACCACCUGCCGCUGAAGUAAGCGUGCCUCAUGUUGCUGCCGCUCCACCCCGUGCAACGCCAGCACCGAUACCACAUAGUGGGUCGCAAUCAUGUCCUCCUUACGGUUCAUAUUAUGGCUAUGCUGCUCCAACUGCCGCUUGGCAGCAACCGCCACCACCCCCACCACCGCGUACGGACACGCCGCCUCCCUAUCAAGCAGCUGUCAUGAGUAACAUAAAUGAAAUGAAAGCACCGAAAACUGAUUAUCCUGAGUUAGUUGAAGAAGAAAUCUCUAAUGAGGAUGCUGAGGAGGGAAAUACCGGUGACAAUAACACAACUCAACAACCACCACCUCAGAUGAUGUAUUGGGGGUCAGGGGGAGGUCCGCCCGGGGGUGCGGCUGGCUAUUAUCCGCCAUCGACGUACGCGCAAUACGCAGCCCCACCAUACGGCUACCCGAUUCCUCAACAUCACCAUAGUCACGCCGUGCCAUCCUCUAUGCCUUCUAUUUUGGGGCAAUCAACAUUUGGCAGUUUCGUUCCAACAGUUCGAGUAGAGGAGCGGGUGGCCGUGCAGGUGCAACCAAUCACGAUAAAUGGCGCACCGUGUGUGUCUUCUAUAACGGUGGAUGAUGUGAAUAGUUUGGCUGCGAAAAUUGUGGAAAGGGUGCAGUUGGCGUUCCCAUUGGGGGCCUUGCAAAAUGGAAACACAAACCUUUUAAAUAGCGGCGAAACCACAACGCGCGUCGAUGGUGAAUAUGAAGGUCCAAUUGAGACAGCACAGGCAAUGCCGUCAAACAACGAAGGUGAAGACCGCCUGCGUGAUAAAGAAUUGAUGUUUCCUAGCAUUCCUUGCGAUUUCUCUGUGCCACCCUUGAGCCCUGAGGUAGAAGACAUCGUUUCAUUUCUGCAGCAGCACUCUGCCGACAUCCGAAUUAUUUUAACUAGUACCAGCGAGGAAUUCAAUGAUGGUCGGUCGCGUAUUGUGGAAGCACUACUGGUGGAAAAUAGCGGUAGCUGCAAUGAUGAACAGGCGGCUUGGGACCAACAAUAUGCCCGACCAAAAGAUGGAGAAACAAUAGCUUCUGUUGAGGCAACGACCACGGCGGGUAAGCCAGCAACGGAAACUGAAGGGACUCAGCCGAAGAAGAUUAAACAACUUCCAACGCUUCUACCCUACCUGCUGGCUAGCAAAGGAGCGAUAUCAAUCCUGACAGCACUCGCCAACUGCCAUGCAGCGAAGUUACUUCCCCUUCUGUGUCGCUGUAUUCUUCCGUUUUUGUUAGACACAACAGUGGUGCAGUCUGUUGGUGUCGUGGCCCUCCGAAGCGACCCCACGGCAGCAAACCCCCUUGUGCUUCGCCUCUUGCGCCACUGGGCCUCUUUAGCCAUGUGGUUGCACGAACACAUCCAGAGCCUGGCUGGUGAGUCAGCACAAACAUCACAAGCAGCAGCAAUGGGUCGACUGACGUCCCAAGUAGGGAGUGCGAUUGACGCGCUCCUGACAGCCAUGUCGAGUGAGCAGCGAGAGAGUGUUGCAGAGUUCUUGGCAGAAACGAAGGCAUUGGAAACGUUUUUUCAGUCAAUGCCGGAGUGUCCUCAAAGUGGUAAGAAGGAAGAAAAUUUGAAAGGAGAGGUAUCGAGACAGUCCAGUUUCAUGCUUUGGGAUAUCGAAGGUGCUGUGUACCGGUCACUACUGCGGUUGUACCUAAAUGCGGACUUCUUCAACGGCGAGGAAUUCGCAAACAUACUGUACGCUUCAAAAACUAGCCUGACACGUGACCACUUCUAUUUCAUUCGUGUCGCCCUUUCGAAGAGUAAUGUGAGUCCCACACUGAGCGUCGAAACCGCUCGUCUUUGCGGCGCUUUCUUGCGCCUCAUGGAGUUGAUGCCCCGGGAUAUUGGUAAGAACAAAGAGGUUGACAAAAACUCUGGUGUGCGGUGCGUAUUCACUGAUCACGACGCCUUGAAUCUUCUUGAAGCAGCGUUGCGCGUUCAACCUUCUGAGGAGGCAUAUCAAUCUCUUCGAAGUGCGUACUUUGCGAAACCUGCCUCCGAGGAGCGCUAUGAGCAAAUCGAGAAGAAGUUGUCGUCCACGGUGCUUCCUCCACCGUAUCCUCAACAGCCGGCCAACAUCACAACAGCCAUAUUGGGCACAUCAUCCAGUUACAAUCCGCAACCGAGUUCUGAUGCACAACAGCACGUUACAACAAGGCGAUGGCUGCCGGAGUGGACGGCUGCAAUGCGUCACUACCCGCGAACUGGUGAGCCCUUCACUCCGCUUCCGACAGGUUGGACGUCUGCAAUGAGCCGUUCGUAUGGGUACUACUACUUUAGGGACGGCAAAAGCCCUGCCACUUAUAAACACCCGACAGAUGCAACAGAGUUUAUGGUAGCUCCGCAAGCUUUUCUGCUGGAAGCCAGGACAGCGGUGACGUUAGACGAAGUUCUUGAGUACGCGAAUCGGAUGUCACAGGAGUGUAGAACUGAUGAUGCCUCCCGAGAACAACCUCCCAUCAUAACCAAGGAGGUUGCAGAGGAGUGGAUUAACGACCAGCGCAUUCGCCUGGAAGCCCUGGACCUGGCGGCUCUGGAUCUCAUGAAGGUGUCGUAUCAUACAGUUGGAAGCGGCGGGAGGAGGUAUGGCGAGCGAAAUGAACACACUGAUGGGGACGGUGGCAGACGCGAUCGUCGCCGCAGACAUCAUAGCCACCGUAGACACGGCCGGAGCAGGAGGAAACGGAGCAGAAGCAGGAGCAGGAGCAGAAGCACACGAGGCAGUAGAGAACGGCGGCAUUCGGAUAGGUCUCUGUCGAAGACCCUGAAGUUUAGUUCGUACCCCCCUCGUGGCCACCCUUUCCCGCACCUUCCCUAUCGCUGGACUUGUAAUUUGAGUGCUUCGAAGGGUCUGUAUUACUUUCGUGCACCUACUGGUUCCUUAGUGUUUACUCAUCCAGAUACCAGGCGUGAGUAUCGUGUCACACCACAAGCUUUUGCUCUUCAUCAUAACAUUCAAGUAGCCGCCAUUGCUACGACUUCUAGACGCCCCGUUGAGGAAGUUGAGCGCUGGUUGUCGGACCAGCGGAACCGUGAUGAAGACAUCGAUACGGCAGUAGUUCGUAUGAUACCGAUUACAUAUGUGUGGAGUUCAUGUGACGAUGAGGAGGGAGAUGAUGAAGGGAAAAGGUUCCACAGGGAGGAAGGUUCGUCGCGAUUGCACAGAAAAGAUUCAAGAAGGUGA